This is a messenger RNA of Magnusiomyces paraingens, 972 nucleotides long. RefSeq lists its product as uncharacterized. The transcript is spliced from 2 exons. Bases 1 to 972 code for a protein of 323 amino acids. The record is from RefSeq and is a predicted model, not a curated record. Gene Ontology annotation, molecular function: ATP binding; UMP kinase activity. Gene Ontology annotation, biological process: CDP biosynthetic process; 'de novo' pyrimidine nucleobase biosynthetic process; UDP biosynthetic process. Gene Ontology annotation, cellular component: nucleus; cytoplasm. Lineage: Eukaryota; Fungi; Ascomycota; Dipodascomycetes; Dipodascales; Dipodascaceae.
AUGGCCGCCACGAGAUCCCUUGCUAGAAUCAGCAUUGGAGCACCCGCUCUUAUUCGCGCAUGCUCCAUCCGCACCCAGCCCAUCCGCUUGGUGCGUCCAUUUUCUAGCACACUUGCUCAGCUCAAUAGCAAGCCUACGAUCAGACCCGUUCGCAAUGUACGUCCUGCUGAUGCUGGACCUGCUGCUGGCAGCAACAAUCAGCAACAGCAGCCGCCCAAAUCCAACCGCAAGAUCAAGCUGCUGAUUCUCCUGGGUACUCUGGCCGGUGCCACCACUUUAUUGCGCAUGUACUUUGGUCAAGAUGACUUGCCUGAACCUUCGAUUGACUCUCAAUUCACUCCCACCACAAUGGCUGGAACUACCUCAAAGCGCGCUUUUACUUCCUCUGAAGCCUCUGUUAUUUUUGUGCUUGGUGGCCCUGGUGCCGGCAAGGGUACCCAAUGCGCCAAACUUGUUGAAGAUUAUGGAUUUGUCCACCUUUCUGCCGGCGACCUUUUGCGUGCCGAGCAGGCCCGUCCCGGGUCGCAAUAUGGCCAGUUGAUUGCUGAUUACAUCAAGUCUGGCCAGAUUGUGCCGCAGGAAAUUACUAUUGCGUUGCUGGAAAACGCCAUGCGUGAAAGCAUUGAGCUACAGCACAAGCAUAAGUUCCUGAUUGACGGGUUCCCCCGCAAAAUGGACCAGGCCCUCAAGUUUGAAGAGACUGUUGCCGACAGUAAGCUGAUUUUAUUUUUGGAUGCCUCUGAAGAAAUUAUGCUCCAGCGCCUGCUCAAGCGUGGAGAAACAAGUGGCCGCUCUGACGACAAUAUUGAGUCCAUCAAGAAGCGUUUCAAGACUUUCCGUGACACAAGUAUGCCUGUUGUUGAGUACUACGAAAAGCUUGACAAGGUGGCUACUGUGCCCACAGCCAAGCCUGUGGACGAGGUCUACGCUGACGUCAAGACUGCUCUUAAAAAGUACAAAAUUAUUGAGUAA